Contarinia nasturtii (swede midge) is the source of this 3877-nucleotide messenger RNA. It is a transcript of the gene Mybbp1A, whose product is annotated as myb-binding protein 1A. Gene Ontology annotation, molecular function: RNA binding; transcription factor binding; transcription corepressor activity. Lineage: Eukaryota; Metazoa; Arthropoda; Insecta; Diptera; Cecidomyiidae. Gene Ontology annotation, cellular component: nucleolus. Gene Ontology annotation, biological process: regulation of DNA-templated transcription. The record is from RefSeq and is a predicted model, not a curated record. Bases 108 to 3773 code for a protein of 1221 amino acids. The transcript is spliced from 3 exons.
UACACUUUUGACAGUUUCACAGCGCUGAAAAACCACGUUCGUCUGACAAAUAAUAACCGAACUUGUGUUACGUUCGACCAAAGUAUGUGUACAUAUUGUAUGUGAAUAUGAAGGCGAAGGAACAGCACGUGGAUGCUUUGAAACAAAGCAAAAACAAUAAAAACUCAAAUAUUGGCAAUAAAAUAUCGGAAUCGUUCAAGAAACUAACGAAUAGUGAAAAACUGAAUCGAAUCAAUGGAGCCGUCAAUUUAUUACAACAUUUAAAAGAGAUAAAAAUCGACGAAAAUCAGGUGGAAAAAGUACGAAAUGUUCGUCGAUUUGUACGCGGUUUGGGGGCAUCAACAUCGGACUCCCGCAGUGGUUUCUACGCAGCAUUGGUUGCAUUUCUGGCAACAAAUCCCGACGAUUAUCCGACAAUCACAAAUCUUUUUGAAUUAAUGGAUGUCACAUUAAGCGUUGGAGCUGGUAGCAAUAUCGAAAAAGAAGAUUCAGAUGCACUGAUCGGUCGUGUGUUGGUAUGCGCAUCCAUUUUGCAUGCAAACAAAUUGAAUUCAGCUAGCGAUAGUGAAAUCAAAAAGUGCAUUGAAACAUUAAUAAAUGCAUCGCAUUAUAAAUCGUAUCAUUCAUCGCUUGCAUACACAUUUUUAUUGGAAUUGCUGGAGAAAAUCAGCGAAAAACAAUUCAACAAAAUAAUGUGGCCAUUGAUGCAAAAAGAGCUGAAACGUCCAUGGGAAAAACAAAACAUCAACACCGUUCAGUUUCUCAUCAAAUGCCAAUCGAAGUAUCCGGCUGCUAUUGAUGAAGAUUUUCUAUCGUCUUCAUUGCAAACCAGUGACAUUCUCACACCGUUGGCAUACAAACAUUUAGGCCGUUUAUUUUGGUCACCGGCCACCACAAUGAUUGCCGUCACUCAUCCAUCAUACGAAGUGUUUGGUCAAUUUUUGUCACAAUGUGUGCCAGAGAAGAAACUGCUCGAUUUUUGGUACAAGGAAAUCAACGAAAUUCUACUUGCACCAACGAAAUUUAAAGAAAUUGUCACAUUGCGACUCCUCACCAUCCUCUUCAAUGGGUGCCAAAUUAAAAGCAAAACCGCUAUUGCCCUAUUGUCAAAUGCGUUCAUUGCGCUGCUCACGAAAUCUCUGCGAAGCAGCAAACAACAGAAAAACAAUGACAACAGCUCACCAACAUUAUACACUCAAUUUUUUAACGCAAUUGAAAAGUACACAAAACAAGAAUCAAUUAGCGAAACUGACAAGGUAGCAAUCAUUUUGAAGUUCAUCGAUUUUCCCGGUACGUUGGUCAUUGAAAAGUACACACCAAUUCGUGUGAUUCACAAGUUUAUCGUACAAUUGAAAUCGGAUGGUGUUAAAGAAUUGGUCGAAUUUUACAAGAACAUUUUGCUCGAUCGAAAGACAAAGAAUCCAAAAUCGAACGAAGGAUGGUUGCACAUGGAACGAGAGCAUUGUGUUCAAAUGCUGCAAACGCUAAUUGUUCAGAAAUCCGUUCAGAAUGACAGAGAUUGGCGUGCCGAACAAUUGCAAUUCCUUUUGAAAUAUGGCCUCUUCUAUGUGAACAAGCAAACGGACGCAAUCGUAAAGGAGCGCGACUCGGAUGUGUUGCCAAAUGAUUUGGCGCACAAAUUGAAGCAAGCAUUCUUUUCGAGUUUGCAAGCAAAAUCGCAAAAUAUUGAAGCUGAAAAAAUCACUCUGCUCACGAUCAUCGAGUAUUGUAACAAACAACUAUCGAGUAAAUCAAUCAAUAAAACAUUACGUCAUCCGUUAUCUGAUGAUGCUCUCCAAGCAUGGCGCAAAAUGUAUGCAAAUGUAACGACAAAAAAGAAGACAAAAAAAAUUCUGUACAACGUUUUCGAUAUUCUAUUGAUGCACAUGGGACUGCAAUUGUUUGUCGAUGCUCAAAUGGCCAUUUUCUCGAUUGACGAUUUGGAAAAGUGUUUGGAGCGAUCACAAAAUAAACUAAAAGCAAAAACAAAGUCCAACGAAACAAAUGAAGCCGAAUGGAUUGAAGUUGUGGUAGAUUUAUUCUUACAAUUGUUGUCACAGAGCAAAAGUUUUAUGCGAACCGUUGUCGACAAUGUAUUUCCCGAACUGUGUCCGGCGUUGACACCAGCAGCCGUUGAUCAAAUUUUAAUGAUGUUAGACAUGAGCGAAAAGAAUCCAUUGACACCGCAUAAUGCGACGGCCGAAAGUGAUGAUGAAGAGAUGGAAUCAGACGAUGAAACCGAAUCGGAUGAAGAGAAUGGCAUUGAAAGUGACGAUGAAGAUGCCGACGAGAGCAGUGAUGAUGAAGAUUUCACGGACGCCGAUGAAGAGGGCACGGUUACAGAUCACUUAAGAUCGGCCGUGUCACAAGCACUUGGCGGUGCCAUUCCGGAAACUGACACUGAAUCGGUUGACUUGAACGAUAUGGACGAUGAGGAGGCUCAACGUUUGGAUGCCGCCUUGUCCGAUGCAUUUAGAGCAAUUCGCAAAAAAACUGGCGAAAGUAAAAAGAAAACAAAACUCGAACGAACGACCAACACAACGGUCAUGCAUUUUCGAAUUCGUGUAUUGGAUUUAAUUGAAAUUUACUUGAAAACAAGCCCAUCGCUGGCAAUCACAUUGAACAUUUUAACCGAUCUUAUUCCAAUGUACGAACAAUGUGUUGGCAACAAAGACCAUCAACCACUGGUUAAUCGUUUACAACGUGUUUUACGAAUGUUACUAAAUCUACGUGAAUUUUCGAACAUUGAUGAUGUUAACGAAAUCAAAUUGUACGAACUAUUCCAAAGUAUUAUCAAUGUUAAAGCGAAUCCAGUUGCCAUCAACGAACAGAAUAAAUUACGUUCAAAUUUGUGCGCAUUUUUAAUAGCCGUCAGUCAAUUGUUGAACUCACCCGAUCCGAUUUUGCUGGAAGCCGUUGCCGGAUGUUUGGAAAAUUUCUUGAGGGUGAGAAAUCCAAAAGUUCAGUACACUGUGUUCAGUGACAUUUUCAAAACACGAUGGGUUGGUGUGUGGCGCCUGGGUCAAAUUAUUGCCCGGACGAGUCUAUUGCGAGCCGAUAAAUGUCGACCAUUCCGACGAUCACAGGCCAUCGAUUUGCUUAGCAUGAUGUAUAAGAAUCAUGGUUUUAUCGCAAACGAUACAAACGAAUUCAAUGAACAUAAUAUUAAAAUUGAAGCGGCCAUUCAUGUAUAUGUUGAAUGGGCCAAAACAAGCGAUCAAGUUUCGUCAAAAGAAUUCUCGUCUCUGUUGGUAUUGUUCCAAGAAAUGCACAAAUGCACACAGACAAUUGGCAAUUAUAAAUGCACCGUUAAAUGGCCGAAAAUUUGCGACAGCGUUCAAUUGAUUCGUCAGAAAAUCGAACUCGACUCAUAUCAAGUUUAUUUUGCGUUCUGCAAACGAUUGGAAAUUAAGGAUAUCAAAAAUAGCGAAGUUGAUACGUCAAAGACAAAGAACGGAUUCAACACUGAAAACGGCCAUCAGAACAGUGAUGGAGAAGACGAAGAAGCUGACGAAGAGAAUGGAGGAGAAGAAGAAAGCGAAGAGGAGAUCGUGAUCGAAUCGAAACCAACAGUAACAAAUGGUGUAACAAAUGGUAAGAAACGAAAAGCCGAUACCGACAAUGGUGGAUUAAGCAAAAAACGAAAGGCAAAACUAGAGAAAAAACUACGAAAACAAAAUCGCCUCAAAAUGUCAUCGGCAGGUAUGGAAGAUGUUGCAUUUUCAUUUACACCACAAACAAACAAUGAUAAAGAAGAUAUGGACUCUGAUUGAGAAAAAAAACAUCCAGUAAAAUAGUAUCGGAGCGCAUAAUUCAUUGCAUACUUUGUUUUAAAGUAAUUUCAAAUGUCAAUAAAAUCUUAUUUUAUUAAUUCAAA